GUCAGCCAAACUUGUUGCUUAUCACGCCUGCAAAGCUGCAAAAUUGUUCGAAUCAAAAGGGACAUACUUUCUUUUCGCGCUUUUGGUUUCCGCGACAACCAUGAAACGCGCACCGAAGCAGGACGAAAGCAAACCCGGAGAAAUGGAAACCGACUCACCCAAAAAGGGGACUGCCGAUCUUCCGAUUCAGUACCCGGUCAAACCGAAAAGGCCGUAUCCCGGAUUCCGAAAGAAUUUCUACGACUAUUUCGCCGAGUAUUCGAACAAUACCGGAAUACACGGCUUCAAGUAUAUGGGUGAACAGGAACGCACAAUAUUCGAAAGACUUUGGUGGUUCGUCCUCUUCUGCAUAUCGCUUUACAUCUGUAUCAACCUGAUCAUCCAGACGUGGAUCAAAUGGGACACGUCUCCGGUAUUGGUAAGCUUCGCCCGCAGUCCUACACCCGUCUGGCAGGUACCCUUCCCGGCUGUCACCGUCUGCUCCGAAACCAAAGCCAAGCAAACCAAAUACAACUUUACGGAAAACUACCACAGGAUGAUUAGUUCGAACAACACCAUGACGGAGCAUGAAAAAAAACAGUUCGCUGAUCUGGCGCUGGUAUGCGAAAACCACCUCUACACUGAAGGAAAUCUAACGACCGGUUAUGACACACUGGAUUUCCUGAUGAGCAUUUCGCCGCAAUUCGACGAGAUGCUGUGGUCCUGCAAGUGGACCCUCCAAAACGAAACCUGCCGCAACUUUUUCACCCCCAUCCUCACUGAGGACGGCAUGUGCUUCACGUUCAACAUGUUGGACAGAACUGAACUGUACAAGAACAACGUGUUCCUGCCUGGGGAUUUUAUGUCCCAUAACCGAAGGUCUGAUGGAUGGACCCUCGAAGGCGGAUACCCUAUGGACGCCGACAUCGACACGUAUCCCAGACGGGCGAUGUCUGCCGGAUUUUCAGCAGGUUUCUUCCUUUUGCUUAGAGCUUACGAGCAAGACUUGGAUUACAUAUGCAGGGGUCCGGUACCCGGAUUUAAGAUCCUUCUUCACAACCCAGCCGAGGUGCCGAGAGUGGGGAUGCAGUACUUUCGAGCACCGCUAAACCAGGAGGUCGUCGUCGCCGUCAAACCGGAUAUGAUGACGACCUCGGAUGGUCUAAAGGACUACGACCCCCACCGCAGGCAGUGCUACUUCCCCAACGAACGUCAACUUGCGUUCUACAAGAGCUACACUCAGCAAAACUGCGAGGUGGAGUGUUUGACCAACUUCACCCUGGCCAGGUGCAAGUGCGUCGCCUACCACAUGCCACAUGAGGAAGGGACACCUAUUUGCGGAUCCGGGAAUUUGAAAUGCAUGUUUGAAGCCCAAACGGAACUGCUGCAAAUCGAAGUCCAAUCGGGCCUAAACAGCAUCGACGACGAGGAAGGCCUCAACAUAACCUCAAAAUGCGAUUGCCUGCCCGCGUGCACCUCGCUCGUCUACAACGCGGAAACUUCUCAAGCCGAUUUUCAAUUCGAGAAACUGUUUCAAGCUUUCAAAGCGAACCUGAGCGAGUUUCCCGGCGUGCAACUGACCCGCAUCACGAUCUUCUUCAAGGAGCAACAGUUUAUCACGUCGGAGAGGAACGAGCUUUAUGGCGAGACCGAUUUUCUGGCCAACUGCGGCGGUCUUUUGGGUCUGUUUACGGGUUUCUCGUUCCUCUCCAUCGUGGAGAUCGUUUACUUUUUAUCGCUGAGGUUGAUCUGCAACGUGAAGAAGUACGGCCGCCAUUAUUGGUCCGGAUCGCCCGAGCUCGUCAACAACGACGCUUAUAUCCACAAGAAAUAAAACGCCCCCGGCAUGCCUUCCAUGUUAACAUUUCGCAAAUAUAUAUAAGAUGGAUAUUUCGGUUAUUCUUUGGCUCCAUUGGUUAGUAUCUGAAGUCAUCGACCAAUACCGUCGGCGUAG
Messenger RNA from Cylas formicarius (sweet potato weevil), 1933 nucleotides. Its product is annotated as pickpocket protein 28-like. Gene Ontology annotation, molecular function: ligand-gated sodium channel activity. Gene Ontology annotation, biological process: sodium ion transmembrane transport. Lineage: Eukaryota; Metazoa; Arthropoda; Insecta; Coleoptera; Brentidae. The record is from RefSeq and is a predicted model, not a curated record. Gene Ontology annotation, cellular component: membrane. The transcript is spliced from 9 exons. The coding region runs from base 101 to 1813 and encodes 570 amino acids.